GUGAAACUGUUAAUAGUCCCGGCUUGCUGCAUUCUGUGCCGUUUGCUGUGCUGGGGGCAGUGUUUGGGUGUCCUCUUGUGUAACAGAUGAAGGGUCAUGGACACGAGCCUCUGUUUUUUCUCUGUCAGAUCGGCCUUAAGCACUCGCAGCAUAUUUGGGCUUUAGUUUUCCUUGAGUAAAGCUGACUUCAUAGAGUUCUCUGGGAGUACGUUUUCCACCUUGAUACAACGACUGGGAGUGCAGUUAAAGGUUGGAGGAGAUACAAGGAGAAGGCACUGCACGGUGCUGGUUCUUUUGAGCUGGAGGAUUGAGGCUUUGUGUGCAGUCCAAGAGAAACAACUGCCAACCACUGCCACGUUUUCAGCUGUUGGUAAACAUCAGCUGCUGGUUGGCCUUGAGGGAGGAAGACUGAAUUAGUUCCAGAUGGAGAACUCUUUCAGGCCAUUUAGACUUUCCAGAUGAUUUAAGCCAGCAGGCAGAAAACCUGGAACAGGCCACAUGAAGAAGCACGUGGAGUUCAUUUUUAUGCAAGAUGUUCUUUGGAGGACCAAGUGCAGCUUUCCAGCAGGCCCUGGGAGAUGAAGCCUUGACCACGUGAUAUUUUUUGGGGAGUCAGGUGCUGUGCUAAAUCAACGCUGGUUUGUGCUGAGGACAAACAGCCGGUCCUUUAACGUCACCAUGUCGACCACGGCGAGCGCUCAGACUCCGGAGCCACCGAGUCCUCCCGCCCUGGAAGAAAAGCCAAAGGGGAAAUCCCUGUUCCAGCUGGGCUCCCUCUUUGCUCACAGGAGCGAGAAGCUGGUGAUAGCUCGCAGUGACAGCGUGCCCGAGGAGAAUGUCCUCAAGAUCACCAUCACGGAGACCACGGUCAUCGAGUCCGACCUGGGCAUCUGGAACUCCCACGCUCUCAUCUACCUCACCUUGUGGUUCUUCUUCAGCUUUUGCACUCUUUUUCUUAACAAAUACAUCCUUUCCCUGCUGGAAGGAGAGCCCAGCAUGUUAGGUGCUGUUCAGAUGCUUUCAACCACCUUCAUUGGCUGUAUAAAGAUGUUUGUUCCCUGCUGUUUGUACCAGCACAAAACCCGCAUCUCCUACCCCCCCAAUUUCAUCAUGAUAAUGCUCUUUGUUGGAUUGAUGAGAUUUGCAACAGUGGUGCUGGGCCUGGUGAGCCUGAAGAACGUGGCAGUUUCCUUUGCAGAAACGGUGAAAAGCUCAGCUCCCAUUUUCACUGUCAUCAUGUCCCGGAUGAUUCUGGGGGAAUACACUGGAUUGCUGGUGAAUCUGUCCCUCAUCCCUGUGAUGGGAGGGCUGGCUCUGUGCACAGCUACAGAAAUCAGCUUCAACAUCCUGGGCUUCUCAGCAGCUUUAUCCACCAACAUCAUGGACUGUUUGCAGAAUGUCUUUUCCAAAAAACUACUCAGCGGGGACAAAUACAGAUUUUCAGCCCCAGAGCUUCAGUUCUACACCAGUGCUGCUGCAGUGGUUAUGCUCAUUCCAGCUUGGAUCUUUUUCAUGGAUGUGCCUGUGAUUGGGAAAAGUGGGAGAAGCUUCAGCUACAACCAGGAUAUCAUCAUACUUCUCCUAAUAGAUGGAGUCUUGUUCCACCUCCAGAGUGUUACAGCCUAUGCCUUGAUGGGAAAAAUUUCUCCUGUGACUUUCAGCGUGGCCAGCACUGUGAAACACGCCCUGUCCAUCUGGCUCAGCAUCAUCGUGUUCGGGAACAAGAUCACCAGCCUCUCGGCCAUCGGCACUGUCCUGGUGACCAUCGGGGUCCUGCUCUACAACAAGGCCAAGCAGCACCAGCAGGAGACCCUGCACAGCCUGGCCACCCCCCCCCAGCCCACACAGGCUCCCUCAGAGGACACAGAGCCGCUGAUUCCCAAGGAUUUGGAGCCCUACGAUUAAUGUGGCCACUUGUUCUUCCGCCCGCGUGUAACUCAGAGGGACUCGUCCUGAAAGGGGCUGUUCCUCCAGCUGCUGAUGCUGUUGGGGUCCUUGGAGAGUUCUGGAAGGAUCCAGCCAGCCUUGAUCCCCUUGCUCCUGGGACCUUCAGCAGGAAGGA
Molecule: messenger RNA, 2062 nt
Organism: Empidonax traillii (willow flycatcher)
Lineage: Eukaryota; Metazoa; Chordata; Aves; Passeriformes; Tyrannidae
Gene: SLC35E2B
Product: solute carrier family 35 member E2B
Exons: 9
Coding region: 679-1905 (408 amino acids)
Cellular component (GO): Golgi apparatus
Molecular function (GO): antiporter activity
Source: RefSeq, a predicted model, not a curated record